This is a messenger RNA of Durusdinium trenchii, 1713 nucleotides long. NCBI's taxonomy places the organism in Eukaryota, Dinophyceae, Suessiales, Symbiodiniaceae. The record is from the annotation of a GenBank genome assembly.
AUGCCACAUGCCACAGCACAUGCCACGGACCACUUCACGUCCCUUCCGUUCACGGGCCGCCUGUUGGUCUCGUCGCGGCCCGUCGCCCCGACGAGUUCGGGGAGCAUCGGUUGGGCGAUGAAAGCAGAGUGCGAUCUCAGCGAACAGCUCCACAAGGGCCGCAAUGUAGGACAACCACUUCUUUGGUCGGUCCUCAUCACCUUGCUUUGUGCACACCUUGCAGUGAACGAAGAUCCAGCGGCGAGCGGUGCCAAUACCUCCCGCUGUUUCCAACGUUAUUAUUGCGCCUUUAUCGGCAUCAGCAUGCUUUGCAACCACUUGGAGGGUCACGGGAAGUUCUACCGCUGGUUUUACAGCUCUGGAAUCGAACCCUCCAAGAAGCGGGGCCUGGGCCAUGCGGGGAAGAAGUUCUAUGGCUUGAUCUCUGCGCCCUUCUUGACGCCCAAACAGCACGAGAUGGCAGCUUUGGUGACCAUCAUGAGCUUGUUCAUCUCCUGUGGCCCUUGGGCCCCCCGCUUCUUCCUCUUCGUCGCAUACUUCGGGUGGUUCUUCUACUACUCCCAGCUCUUCUGUGCCACCAAAGCCGGUGGGCACGGAACCACCUUGGUGCCAGGCACCUUGCUGAUGUUGGCCUUGAGCCCAUUGAACGAAGCCACCCGUGAGGGCCAUGACCUCGUGUGGCCCGUUGAAUUCAUCAAGCUGCAGAUUGCUGCGAUGUAUUGUGGCUCCGGACUGUGCAAGUUGGGCGGGGCCUUCGCUUUUCGUCGCAUUUGGAGUGGGACUACCCUGCAAGCCUACACCUUCGAUUCCAUGUGGUCUCGUCCAGGCGGUGAGAUCACCUGGGCGUUGCAAGCCUUUGCGGUCCGAUCCCCUCGAUUGUUGAUCCCGGCAGCUGUGGGAGCUCUCUUCUUUGAGGUCGCUUUUCCUUUUGCCCUGACCUCGUAUAGCGCCGGGCUCUUCUUCACCGCCUUGGGCCUUUCGUUUCACACAGGAAUCUACUUUUUGCAAGGUUUCGACUUCUUGUCUCAGUGGUGUCCGGUCUAUUUCCUCUUUGCACUUCACAAGGACGCGUCGAUUCAAAGCACCAUGAUGUCGCUAGAGGGUGGCUUUGAUGCGUUGAUCCACUUGGAAUUCUCAGGCUUUCUGGUGGCCUACUUGUACACGAUGAUUUCCAUCAUGGUGUCCUUGGUCAUGCUGGAUGUGUGGUACGGCGAAGUCCUACCUUGGUCUUGUUGUCCCAUGUUCCUGGUCCCGCGAAACCUCUUCAGCCAAGACAUGCCCCGUUGGUGGACGAUGACGGGACGCCCCGACCAAAGGGACGCGGGCUAUAUGGACCCCUUGAUGUACUCGCCAGUCAGCACCAAGCACUACAUGCCUGAGGAGGAUUUGCAGAAGUAUCCGUACAAGGUGCUGCAGUUCGGAUCGUUGAGUCAAGUGCCCAAAGAGUUGCAGAAGUUCGUCCUGCCCCAAUAUCUCGGACAUCCGGUGGACGACAUUUUGUGCUUCUCGAACUUCCCGAUCACCGCGGAGCUGCGGGAGGCUCUCACGGAGAUGGUGCGUUUGACCUUCUCCUAUUCUGAGGAAGAUACCUUUAAUUCGGAGGCGCUGGGACGGCUUGUAGAACAACAACGGCGCUGCCGCUACUUCUUUGAGGAGGCCGAGUUCAAGGCUAAGUGGACUUAACGAUCUUUGCGGAACGGCGUAAAGAAGGAG